This is a messenger RNA of Paramuricea clavata, 5987 nucleotides long. The record is from the annotation of a GenBank genome assembly. Lineage: Eukaryota; Metazoa; Cnidaria; Anthozoa; Malacalcyonacea; Plexauridae.
AUGCUUGAGAAAAGCAAGAGAAAAAAUAAGGUGAAUAAGUUGGGCUAGCCUUCCACCGUCGAGCAAGUAGUCUUGUGGUAAAGACAACAAGCUGUUUGAUGUACCAGCUGUGGUUCAAGUCCUACAGAAGCCAUUUUGUGAUUCAAAAAUGGUUGAAUUUUAAUAAUACAAGUUAGAAAAAAAUAUAAAGUGAAUAAGUUGCGAUAAACUUCCAACAACGAGCAAGUGGUCUAGUGAUAAAGGCAACAGGUUGUGUAAUGAACAACUGUGGUUCAAGUCCUGUAGAAUUCAUUUUGUGACUUGAAAUGUGUCGAAUAUUAAUUACACAAGCUAGAGAAAACAGGUUAAGGUGAAUUAGUUGCGGUAGGCUUCCAACAACGAGCAAGUGGUCUAGUGGUAACGAUAUCGGACUGUAAAAGCCAAUGUCGUGUAUCAGGAUCGGUUCGAGGACGAAUGAAACAAUCAAGAAAAAAAAAAUGGUGGACGAAAGAAGAAUGUAAAAGAAAAUGGCGGCCGGGUAAAUGUUUGGAGAAGAUACUACCAUUGAAAUGAAUCUUUAGUGGUUACGAUGGUUGGCGCAUGCGCGGUAGACUUAGAAUAUGACAGGGUUGUGGUGGGAAGGUGGCAGGGAGCAAGAGGGUGGGAGGCCCCCGGGGGAGGGGGGCCGGGAGGGGCAGAAAAAUAUACUAAGUCUUUUUGCUUUGCUCUUAGCGCAAGAUACUUUAGGGUUAUUUCUCAUUUUUUCGGGGAAACAGAACCCCCGAAUUUGCUUUUCACUCCGCAUACAGCCAGUCAGAUCGAUCACCUGAGCACGAAGUCUCAGCCGGUCUUAACCGGGCUCGAUCCUUCCACCGUAGCACCCGAAGGCUUUGAGUGGUACCACUAGACUACUAGGUCUAACGAUGAAAGCUUAAUGUUUUCCAUCAUAGCUAAUCCUUUUUGCUUUCCCAUAAUUAAUUCGUACCCCUGACAAAGACAAAAAGUCCUUGUCAAGGCAGGAAACGAACCUGACAUCACCGACAUGCGACACUAGGCCGUGACCACUAGACCAUCGUGGCUGUCGCUUGUUAGCUUGGACUUUUGAUUUUAUUUAACCCUUUACUCACUGAGGUGGAAUUAGUUAAUAGGGCUGUAAAACACUAAAAUGAAUGUGGUGUUCAUCACGGGCUUACACUUUUGAUUUUAUUUAACCAUUAUUUUCUGAGGUGGAAUUAAUGAUGGGCAGUCCAACACUAAAAUUAAUUGUGAGCUCAGCAGGGAUCGAUCGAUAGUUUGCAAGCAUACGGCACUGUGUUGAUUCCAGUGUUUCUUUAACCUUUUAUUCUCUCAGGUGGAAUUAAUUAAUUAGGCAACCAAAUACUAAAAUGACUUUUAAAAAGACAAUAUGCUAUAUAGCGUUCACCUCCUAUCGACAUGAAGAUAAACGCUUCGCUUCUAUCUUCUUCCCCAAUCUUUUCACGAUGGUAAUUUUUCAAAAAGCUGCCUAUAGUUACUAGAUUUCAAGUCCGCAAGAAGGAGAGAAUAGAGAAUGCAAUGAGGAAUGAAGAAUGCAGUCUUAGAAAAGCAGGAAAAGUCUGACAUAGGUAAAAAUCAUGGGAAUUUGUGAAAACCUUUUAUCUCGCCUCCGGCUGCCCAAAGUUCUUUUUUAUUGUACUUGACUGUUUGUUGUUUCGGGUGGAAAUAACUAACAACGAUGCCUGACAUUAAAAAUGGUUUGACUACAACCGGGGUCGAUCCGUAAUUCGUUCUCACGCAACACCAGUCGACUACCAGUCGACUAGUAGAUCUAUUCAGUGGUGGCAACUAUAUUAAUUUCUACAUAAUCUCUCAUUGCCAAAUUUUCAUUAAAAAAAAUUAAGUCGCCAAAAAUGAAAGGCCUGAGCCUUUACUUUUUGGCACGCAAAUACUAUACUGAUGAAAAAAUAAAAUCCUGAAUUUUAAAGGCCCAUACAGACCGGACGCGAUUUGGCAACGCGACGCGAAUUUUCAGUUUUCACUGCCAUUUAAGUUUAAUAUUUUUCAAUGUUUUUCAAAUAUUCGGAACCACUUAAACAAUUUUAGCUAUAUGGUCUGCACAUCUUGUAAAAUUUUUAUCCGUUGACGGUUUUAUUUGUUUUUGAAACCUCGCGUCGCGUUGCCCAAUCGCGUCCGGUCUGUGUGGACCUCAAGUGUCGAAAAAUGGACGAAAAUUUCCUUCUUUCUUCCAUUUUCCCCCUUUUUCAACGACAAAAAACCCUUAACUGUACCCUUACGACAGCAUUUAAACCAAAACUUUACUUUAUUUGCCUAUAUCUUUCCAGGGCCCUUUUUUCAGAGGGUAUUUUCGUGAGCCGUGAAUGGUCAAUAUUUGCUCGCGUGAAAUGUAAAAUGCUUGAUUUUAGUGUCGUGAAAUGUGAUUUGUUCUACAGCAGUGAGGCGUGAUUGCUGAUAAAAAUGCUCCGUGAAAUGAGAAUUAAGGAUGCCUGUUUCGUGAACUGUGAUUAUUAUAGUGAUUAUUAUAAUAAACAUGAUACGCGAUAAUCAAAUUUAUAUGAUCUCACUCGAUUGCACAAGAGUAAAAACUUCGGAGGCCUUUCGCGAGGUUCCUGACGCUGAGGACAAGAUUCCUGGCGUCGAGGACAAGGUUCCUGGCGCUGAGGACAAGGUUCCUUGCGCUGAGGACAAGGUUCCUGGCGCUGAGAAGGUUCCUGGCGCUGAGGACAACGUUCCCGGCGCUGAGGACAAGGCUCCUCGCGCUGAGGACAAGGUUAUUGGAGCAGAACACAAGGUUCCUGGCGCUGAUGACAAGGCCUCUGGAGCUGAGAACAAGGUUCCUGGAGCUGAGAACAAGGUUCCUGGCGCUGAGGGCGAGGUUCCUGGAGGUGAGGACAAGGUUCCUGGCGCUGAGGACAAGGUUCUUGGCGCUGAGGACAAGGUUCCUGGCGCUGAGGACAAAGUUCCUUGCGCUGAGGACAAGGUUCCUGGCGCUGAGCACAAGGUUCCUGGCGCUGAGGACAAGGUUCCUGGCGCUGAGGACAAGGUUCCUGGCGCUGAGGACAAGGUUCCUGGCGCUAAGGACAAGGUUCCUGCCGAUGAGGACAAGGUUCCUGGCGCUGAAGACAACGUUCCUGGUGCUGAGGACAAGGUUCCUUGCGCUGAGGACAAGGAUCCUGGCGCUGAGGACAUGGUUUCUGGAGCUGAGGACAAGGUUCCUGGAGCUGAGAACAAGGUUCCUUGGGCUGAGGACAAGGUUCCUGGCGCUGAGGACAUGGUUUGUGGAGCUGAGGACACGGUUCCUGGAGCUGCGGACAAGGUUUCUUGCACUGAGGAUAAGGUUCCUGGCGUUGAGGACAAGGUUCCUGGCGCUCAGGACAAGGUUCCUUGCGCUGAGGACAAGGUUUCUUGCGGGGAGGACAAGGUUCCUUGCGCUGAGGACAAGGUUCCUGGCGCUGACGACAUGGUUUCUGGAGCUGAGGACAAGGAUCCUGGAGAUGAGAACAAGGUUCCUGGCGCUGAGGACAAGGUUCCUGGCGCUGAGGAAAAGGUUGCUGGUGCUGAGGACAAGGUUCCUUGCGAUGAGGACAAGGUUCCUGGCGCUGAGGACAUGGUUACUGGCGCUCAGGACAAGGUUACUGGCGCUCAGGACAAGGUUCCUGGCGCUGAGGACAUGGUUUCUGGAGCUGAGGACAAAGAUCCUGGAGAUGAGAACAAAGUUACUGGCGCUGAGGGCAAGGUUCCUGGAGCCGAGGACAAGGUUCCUGGCGCUGAGGACAUGGUUACUGGCGCUGAGGACAAGGUUCCUUGCGCUGAGGACAAGGUUCCUGGCGCUGAGGACAUGGUUUCUGGAGCUGAGGACAAGGAUCCUGGAGAUGAGAACAAGGUUCCUAGCGCUGAGGCCAAGGUUCCUGGCGCUGAGGACAAGGUUGCUGGUGCUGAGGACAAGGUUCCUUGCGAUGAGGACAAAGUUCCUGGCGCUGAGGACAUGCUUACUGGCGCUCAGGACAAGGUUACUGGCGCUGAGGACAAGGUUCCUGGCGCUGAGGACAUGGUCUCUGGAGCUGUGGACAAGGAUCCUGGAGAUGAGAACAAGGUUCCUGGCGCUGAGGGCAAGGUUCCUGGCGUUACGAACAAGGUUCCCGGCGCUGAGGACAAGGUUCCUGGCGCUGAGGACAAGGUUGCUGGUGCUGAGGACAAGGUUCCUUGCGAUGAGGACAAGGUUCCUGGCGCUGAGGACAUGGUUACUGGAGCUGAGGACAAGGAUCCUGGAGAUGAGAACAAGGUUCCUGGCGCUGAGGACAAGGUUCCUGGCGCUGAGGACAAGGUUCCUGGCGCUGAGGGCAAGGUUCCUGGAGCCGAGGACAAGGUUCCUGGCGCUGAGGACAUGGUUACUGGCGCUCAGGACAACGUUACUGGUGCUGAGGACAAGGUUCCUGGCGCUGAGAACAUGGUUUCUGGAGCUGAGGACAAGGAUCCUGGAAAUGAGAACAAGGUUCCUGGCGCUGAGGACAAGGUUCCUGGCGCUGAGGACAAGGUUCCUCACGGUGAGUACAAGGUUCCUGGCGCUGAGGGCAAGGUUCCUAGCGCUGAGGACAAGGUUCCUGGCGCUGAGGAAAACGUUCUUUGAGCUGAGGACAAGGUUCCUGGCGCUGAGGACAAGGUUCCUGGCGCUGAGGACAAGGUUCUUUGCGCUGAGGACAAGGAUCCUGGCGCUGAGGACAAGGUUCCUGGCGCUAAGGACAAGAUUUCCUGCGCAGAGGCCAAGGUUCCUGGCGCUGAGGACAAGGUUGCUGGCGCUGAGGACAAGGUUACCGGGGCUGAGGAAAAGGGUCUUUGAGCUGAGGACAAGGUUCCUGGCGCUGGGGACAAGGUUCCUUCCGCUGAGGACAAGGUUCCUGGCGCUGAGGACAAGGUUCCUGGCGCUGAGGACAAGGUUCCUGGCGCUGAGGACAAGGUUCCUGGCGCUGAGGACAAGGUUCCUGGCGCUGAGGACAAGGUUCCUGACGGUGAGGACAAGGUUCCUGCCGCUGAGGGCAAGGUCCCUGGCGCUGAGGACAAGGUUACUGGGGCUGAGGAAAAGGUUCUUUGAGCUGAGGACAGGGUUCCUGCCGCUGAGGUCAAGGUUCCUGGCGCUGAGUACAAGGUUCCUGGCGCUGAGGACAAGGUUACUGGGGCUGAGGACAAGGUUCUUUGAGCUGAGGACAAGGUUCCUGGCGCUGAGGACAAGGUUCCUGGCGCUGAGGACAAGGUUCCUGGCGCUGAGGACAAGGUUGCUGGGGCUGAGGACAAGGUUCUUUGAGCUGAGGACAAGGUUCCUUGCGCUGAGGACAAGGUUCCGUACGGUGAGGACAAGGUUCCUGGCGGUGAGGACAAGGUUCUUGGCGCUGAGGGCAAGGUUCCUGGCGCUGAGGACAAGGUUCUUUGAGCUGAGAACAAGGUUCCUGGCGCUGAAGACAAGGUUCCUGCCGCUGAGAACAAGGUUACUGGCGCUUAGGACAAGGUUUCUUGCACUGAGGAUAAGUUCCUGCCGCUGAGGAGAAGGUUCCUGGCGCUGAGGACAAGGUUCCUGGCGCUGAGGACAAGGUUACUGGCGCUGUGGACAAGGUUUCUUGCACUGAGGAUAAGUUCCUGGCGCUGAGGAGAAGGUUCCUGGCGCUGAGGACAAGGUUCCUGGCGCUGAGGACAAGGUUCUUUGCGGUGAGGACAAGGUUUCUGGCGCUGAGGACAAAGUUGCUUGCGCUGAGGACAAGUUUUCUUGGGCUGAGGACAAGGUUGCUGGCGUUGAGGACAAGGUUCCUCGCGCUGCGAACAAGAUUCCUGGCGCUACGAACAAGGUUCCUGGCGCUGAGGGCGAGGUUCCUGGAGCUGAGGACAAGGUUCCUGGAGCUGAGGACAAGGUUCCUGGCGCUGAGGACAAGGUUCCUGACGCUGAGGACAAGGUUCCUGGCGCUGAGGACAAGGUUGCUGGUGCUGAGGACAAGGUUACUGGGGCUGAGGAAAAGGUUCUUUGA